Molecule: messenger RNA, 2430 nt
Organism: Mesorhabditis belari
Lineage: Eukaryota; Metazoa; Nematoda; Chromadorea; Rhabditida; Rhabditidae
Source: the annotation of a GenBank genome assembly
AUGAUAGAUGAAAAGGUGCAUGAACAAUUUUUGUACAUUGUACGUGUACAAUCGGUCUGGAGUUCGACUUCUCUUCACAAUACGAAACUGACAAUAAGGAAAUCGACAAUGAAGAGAGAAGAGCUUUCUGAUGUUGAAAUGGAGGAAGAGAGCAACUCCUUGGACGAGCUAGGAGCAUCAACACCGAUAGCCAAAGAUUCCAAUUUUGGAGCCAUCGCCGCUGAUUUGAAAGAAGUUUCCACCGAAAUCAUAGAUCCGCGCUUCUACUCAUUGACGAAGCAUAUCGACAAACGGGUUAUUCUAGGAAUGGGAACUCCACCUCAAGCGCUGCAAAGUGUGCCACAGAUGAAUUUCUUCGCCCUCAAAGCUGGCAUGGAAUUCAGCUUCUACAUCGAGCACACUGAAGAAACAAGCAACAAUUUGACGUUAGACAACCUGGGAAAAUGGAAUAAACGAGGCGCUCCAUCGGUUGUCAAUCGCUAUUACUACGAUCAAAAGUUCAGAAAUGUGAAAAAGGAUCAACUCUACCAAUAUGAGAUUCUCUGUUAUUCGAGCAAGAAUCAUUCGGCGGAGCCGAUCGGAUCAAUAUCGAGGAAAAUUUGGAAAGGAUUUGACUACGAUUUCAAGCCGAUUGGAACAGCCAUCAUUUCGUAUUCUGUUGGACACGAUUUUCAAGAAUUCCAUCCAGAGAUUCAAGGCAAUACCCGGCACUCAGAGCGCUCUUUGCAGCGGCGAGAGAAUCCACCGAUGUUGAGGAAUGUGUCCACCCCAUCCACAGCUUCUCAAGGAAUCAGAAAACCCGUUCCACGUCUCAUCGAUGGUCCCUCGUUGAAAACCCUUCCACUUGGCAAUGGAGAAGCUGCAAGGAAACGAAAACUGGAUCAAAUGCUGAGCCCGUCCGAUGUCCUGGAGCAGCUAUUCAAGCCAGCAGAGACAACACAAACGGAGAAAUUGUUUCAAGGCCAUACUUUUGCCGAUUAUUCGGAUGAAGAACCGUCAAAUGGCUUUGAUGAAGAGGAGAGUGAAGAGUCGCCUUUUGCGCCGAAGCAGGAGGCUCUUGAUGGCCUUGAUGCGAGUGACACAGUGGAGAUGGUUUCGAGCGACAUUGUUGACUUUGAUUUCUACGGAUCGCUGAAAGAUGUUCCCACGGAGAUCCUCAUCGGCAAGAAAAAACCGCCACAAUGCCUCAGCAAAGUGCCAAAUUUGCGAACGAGUGCUUUAAAGCCCAAUAUGAGCUUCAGCUUCUACAUCGAGCACAAUAAAGAAACAACGGGAAUUUUGACAUAUGAUAAUCUUGGCUAUUGGAGCCGUCGCCACUUCCCAUCUUUGAUGAACCGCUUCUACUUUGACGACAACUUCAAGAAAAUGAUGUACAUCAGCCAAAAUCACUCACAUUUCCCGGUUGGAUCGUUGAAGAGACGAAUCUGGAAAUGUUUUGACAGUGAUGGGGUGCCGAUUGGAACGGCUAUCGUCUCGUAUAGCACAAAUGAAGACUUUCAAUCAAACGGUGAAAUGAUGCAAAGAAACGGCAAGUUCGACUUGGUCACGGCUGGAAACGAAAAGCCCAGUUCUUCAUUUGCUGGAAGUCCAGACACGAGAAUGUUCCCCGCACUAAUGGAUUCGAAAAGCAUUGGGCAAGCCGCCAAAACUGACCGACUUCAAUUCUACUGUUGGUUAUGUCCCCUGACAAAAGCCGGAAAAGUGGGAUACGACUUUAAGGAAUCUCUCCAAAUGCACUUUCAUCGACACCACAGCAAAGAAGAGUUUAAAGAAGGGAUUGACAAAUUGCUUGACAAGCCGACUACUUCAAGAACAACACCAUCUAGGAACAAGAGAACUGUUCGACCAUCACAAGCUUCACUUCUAAAACUACAACCAGUUGAUCGCCAGGCGGAGAGUUCGAUGAAGAUUUUGAAAUCCUCGACGUUCAGAUCACUCCCAUAUCAACCCCAAUCCUCCACAAGCACGCUUCGUAAUCAACUAAAGUUCAAGCUAAGCAAGCUUUACCCGAAGAUUCACCAAACGGCCACUUUUCUGAUGAAUACUGAUUUGAAUCAAGCCGCUAAUUACAUAGCAGGUCUUGAAAUGAUGGCAAAUUUGGAUGAAGGAGAAAGCUCAACAACUGGAGGACAAUUUGCAAAGAAUGAGGAUCUUUUCGAUAUGGGGAUUCUGGGAAUGAAGCAGGAUACGAGUUCCGAAAAUGAUGAUAGGCAAGGUCUCUUCAGGAGCUGCUCAAUCUGCCUACAAACGCUGCCUGACGAUUUGACUGUGCCAGUGGAGUGGCUGAAAUGUGAAGAAUGUCAUGGAUGGACUCAUAAAUCCUGUCGAGAAGCUGAUCUCCCAUGUCCUUCUUGUCUUCGAGGACUCUUGAAAGCGGAAACUUCAAAUGAGGAUCAGAAUUUUGUACAAGUGAAGGAUGAAAUCGAUAAC